Fomitopsis serialis is the source of this 874-nucleotide messenger RNA. RefSeq lists its product as uncharacterized. Lineage: Eukaryota; Fungi; Basidiomycota; Agaricomycetes; Polyporales; Fomitopsidaceae. The record is from RefSeq and is a predicted model, not a curated record. The coding region runs from base 125 to 838 and encodes 237 amino acids. The transcript is spliced from 2 exons.
AGUCCGCGACAACGCGAGGAGCCGAAUCCUCCGGAUUGAGUGGGAGGCGGCUGUCGACAUCUACUGGAGAUGGGGGAAAGUGGCGGAUGCAUUAAGUCUACAGAAGACGUUGGCCGCUAUCCCUAUGGACGAACACGUGUUGAAUGCUCAACUCGUUCUGUUCAAGCGGUUGAAGUCGAAACGACCUGAAAAAGCAGUAGCCAUGAUGAAGACGCUCCUGGAACACACAAUCGGGCGUUGCUGGCUACAGAUUGCUCGGGUGUAUCCCGGCUGGGACGAUGCUUGGGAUUGGCUAGACGAGGCUGUCCAUGACGGCCAAUUACCAGAGAAAGGGCCGACUGGCGCAAUCGACGCGGAGCGAACGCAGAGAGAUCAGAAAUUGGCUCACUUCAGAGUGCUUCUUGGUCCCUCGGCAGCGGUUGAAGACGAAAAGAUAGUGACAUCGCUCGCUGGACAGAAACGUGCCAGGGAAGAAGAGAAGAGGUCUUCCGGAUGGGGCUUAGCGCGCGACGUGCAACGAUGUUUGAAAGAACUGGAUGCCGCUUCGGAGGACGUCCAAGAUGAUGUUGGUGCCGUGGCUUUAGCAAAGGCUGCUCUUCGAAGCGACCAUCUGUCCGGCGUUGACGGUGUUUUCAACGCACUGCACGAUAGUACAUCCGAGAUACUUGUUCGUGCCGGAUUACACGCAUUGAGAGACGUCCUUAGGGGCAAAUGGAACACCAAACACGACUAUACUGCCUCUAUUGAUGGCGAACGACCAGCAAAGAAAGCUCGUAUUGAAGCGACACACGUCGCUCGUACUGAAGUGACACACGCCCGUGCGGACCCGAAGCCAUGACGGCCUCUGCCUCCUCGCUAGAGCAACAGCGUGCAA